This is a messenger RNA of Ictalurus furcatus (blue catfish), 2680 nucleotides long. Its product is annotated as formyl peptide receptor-related sequence 7. The record is from RefSeq and is a predicted model, not a curated record. The transcript has a single exon. The coding region runs from base 1736 to 2680 and encodes 314 amino acids. NCBI's taxonomy places the organism in Eukaryota, Metazoa, Chordata, Actinopteri, Siluriformes, Ictaluridae. Gene Ontology annotation, molecular function: peptide binding; G protein-coupled receptor activity. Gene Ontology annotation, biological process: G protein-coupled receptor signaling pathway. Gene Ontology annotation, cellular component: membrane.
GGGGGAAAAAAACAACUGCACUAUACUUUGCAUAUUGGAUGUUUGGAUCUGAUAACCAUGUAUAACUAGGUACAACGAUAUUCUAUUAAAUGCAGGCAGACUGCGUGAAAGUCUGUCCGUCAGAAUAAAUGAAAUGAAAAUGAGAAUACACUGCCUACUCAUUUUUGUCUUUUCACAGUGGAAACGAAUCUGCAAACACACCUUUGGCGGUAGAUCUAUACACGACAGCCGCCGUGAUGAGAUGAGGUGUCUGGUGAUUUCAAUAUACAUUUCCAGACUUCACCAAACUGUGCUUUGGACAGUAAGACUGAUUAUCCAGACAGCGGCACCCUUCACUGGAUUUGGAAAGAAGAGAGAGUUUGAGAUGGAUACAGAACGCUGGAUCAAGUCUGUAAUCAGAGGCGUCGUGUGCCUGGCUGGAAUCAUUGGUAACAACUGGCUGUGCUUCAGCUCCCGGCCAAAAUCCCUUUCGUUUUUUCACAAGCUUUCACUUUUUUUUUUUUUUUCCUCUUUCUCCAUUUUAUUUACCAUCUCUGGUCUGAUUAGCGAACCGACAUGGCUUGUUUCAAUGACAAACAAUGGUUUGGGUUUGUUUUAGGAUUCAUAAUUUGUACGAAUGACCUGCUUUUAUCUUUGGCAGACAGAAAUGUAGCCUUUCCUGAGGAUGCUAGCAGACCCCCGGGGCUGUUUAGAUCCUGCGAAAGAAGCCACAAGAACCCUCCCCUCCGUCCAUCAGAGACAGGUGCUCUGAGGUUGCUGUGUGCGUGUGUGUGUGCGUGUGUGUGUGUGCGUGCGUGCGAGACAGAUCUGGCUCAGCAAAAUGUUUACAUGCAGCCAAAACAUCUGGUUUCCAAGUCGAACUGUAGUGUUUAGCGACUCCUUGCACAGUAAUGCAUUUCUCUUUAAAAUAAUAAUAAUAAUAAUUUUUUCUGCUUCUUAACAUUUCAUAAAAAUAUACCCCAAAAGCUUAUUUUCAGUUUAUUGCCAAUUUUUGUGGGCAAAUAAAUAAAUAAAUAAAUAAAUAGAUAGAUAGAUAGAUAGAUAAAUAAAUAGGUCCUUACGCUAUAUUGUCUAUAUGACAGUUUUACUUAAGCAUGUUAUUAUAUAUUGUUAUGCUGUUAUAGUAUUAUAGAAUUGUAUUUCCACUGGAGGAAAUAAAGGUGAUCGAACAUUAAUUAUGAAAUGAAUAUGCCUUGUAGUGACCUUACAUUCCACGUGUAUCAUUUUUGCCAUAAUUCUCCUUUAAACACGUGUCCUGCUGCUGUCUUAGCAAAGAACUGAUUUAUUAAUCAUGCAGAGAAACAUAAACCAUUAUUUCAUAGUCCGAGUCAUAAAUCUACCUAAAAAAACUCACCUGGAAAAAAAGCACGGACGGAGAUCUGUAUUUCCGUCGUCGUGGUAACAGUUCGGGGAGGAAUCACAUACCGUAUGGGUGUGAGAUAAUCGGGUGUCCGCAUACACACUUUAAUAAUACCGUAUCGAGUACGAUUGAUACGCCAGUCACAAAAUUAAAAUCGACUGCCCACUCAUUUUUGUUUGUUGACAAUGGAAACAAAUCGGUAGAACACACACAUUUGCCUACGUUUGCAGCCGGUAGGACGAGCUCUGAACACCAAAACCACAGCGAUGAGAUGAGGUGUCUGGUGAUAUCAGUAUAAAUUACAGACGUCACCGAACCGUGCUUUAGAAAGUAACAGCACCCGUCCCUGCAUCUGGAAAGAAGAGAGAAUUUGAGAUGGAUACAGAACGCUGGAUCAAGUCUGUAAUCAGAGGCAUCGUGUGCCUGAGUGGAAUCAUUGGUAACAACUGGCUGUGCUUCAGCUCCCUGCCAAAAUCCCUUUCUCAGCUCCGGACUAACGACGUCCUGUUUGUAAACUUGGCCGUAUCCAAUCUGAUCACUAACUACAUGGUGGACAUCCCGGACAUUCUCCAAACCGAUCAGUAUUUAUCUUUGGGAAAGGUGUACUGCGGCUUUCAUUUUUUCCUGCCUGAAUUCUCAGAGACCAGCAGCAUCAUGAGCACCACCUUCAUCACUGCGUACUGGCACCAGAAGCUCGUGGGCUCCCUGAAGAACGGAGGAGCUCCCGUGCACAUGGACAACCUCCGCCUCAUCGCCAUGCUGCUGACAGGAAGCUGGACCUUCGCGCUUGUCCUCCACCUGCCUCAUUUUUUCUUCAUCGUCGACAACAGUGAGAACGCGACUACGGCGGCAUGCCAGGAAGAGUUUUCUUCGCCGGAAGCCGAGCAGGCCUACAAGGCGGUCUACGUCGCGCUCGCCAACGUGAUCCCGCUUACCUGGGUCCUUUACGCGAGCAUCCAGAUCGCGAUUACACUGCUGCAGAACGAAAAGCGAAUGAAGAAAACGAGCGUGACGGUCCGACACGAAGGAAACGCCUCGGCCGAGAAAAGCGGAGACGACACCAAUGACGGAUCGGCGGUUACCAAGUCCAAGUCACAAGCCAAAACGGGAAGCCUGGUGAGGGCCGCCAAGAGUGUACUGGCAGUGGCCGUCUUAUUCUUAACCUGCUGGGCAAUUCAUCUCAUCGUCAGCGUCCUCAUUUCCGUCGUGCACUCUACCGUCAUCGAGGACAUCGAAAGCUUUGUAGGAGCAUCCUAUACGUGCACCAUCCCUUAUAUUUACCUGUACGGUGUGCAAAAGCUGACCUGCUCCCGAGGUUAA